This is a messenger RNA of Cinclus cinclus, 1350 nucleotides long. RefSeq names its product potassium voltage-gated channel subfamily A member 7 (gene KCNA7). Gene Ontology annotation, molecular function: delayed rectifier potassium channel activity; protein binding. Lineage: Eukaryota; Metazoa; Chordata; Aves; Passeriformes; Cinclidae. Gene Ontology annotation, biological process: potassium ion transmembrane transport; protein homooligomerization. The record is from RefSeq and is a predicted model, not a curated record. Gene Ontology annotation, cellular component: voltage-gated potassium channel complex; membrane. The transcript is spliced from 2 exons. The coding region runs from base 1 to 1350 and encodes 449 amino acids.
AUGGGGGAGCCGCUGGGCUGCUGCGAGCGCGUGGCCAUCAACGUGGCCGGCCGGCGCUUCGAGACCUUGGUGCGGACGCUCCGGAGAUUCCCCGAUACCCUCCUGGGAGACCCCCGGCGCCGGCGCCGUUUCUUCGACCCCCAACGCCGCGAGUAUUUCUUCGAUCGCCACCGCGGCGCCUUCGGGGCCGUGCUCUACUAUUACCAGUCCGGGGGGCGACUGCGCAGACCGCCGGACGUGCCCCUGGACGUGUUCCUGGAAGAGCUGAGGUUCUACCAGUUGGGUGAUGAAGCUGAGGAAAGGCUCCGCGAGGCCGAAGGGUUUUCGGUGGAGGAGCCGCCGGCGUUGCCGCGCGGGGGUUUGAGGCGCCGGGCGUGGUUGUUGUGUGAACACCCCGAGAGCUCGCCGGCCGCGCGCGUGGUGGCCUUGCUGUCCGUGCUGGUCAUCCUGGUGUCCAUCGUGGUGUUCUGCUUGGAGACGUUGCCUCAGUUCCGGCCCGGAGCAGAGGGAGAGCCCCCCUCGCCCACCCCCACCAACACCACCACCCCCACGCCCCCUCCCCACCGCUCCGGCCUGACCGAUCCCUUCUUCCUGGUGGAGACCAUUUGCAUCUGCUGGUUCUCACUGGAGCUACUGGUCCGGCUGGUAGCCAGCCCCAGCAAGGCGGCGUUUUUCCGCAGCGCCAUGAACCUCAUCGACCUGGCGGCCAUCGCUCCUUACUUCAUCGCGUUGGGCACGGAGCUGGCGCGGCAACGCGGCAUCGGCCAGCCCGCCAUGUCGCUGGCCGUGCUGCGGGUCAUCCGCCUGGUGCGCGUCUUCCGCGUCUUCAAACUGUCCCGCCACUCCACGGGGCUGCAGAUCCUGGGCCAGACGCUCAAGGCCAGCAUGAGGGAGUUGGGUUUGCUCAUCUUCUUCCUCCUCAUCGGCGUCGUGCUCUUCUCCAGCGCCGUUUAUUUCGCCGAGGCCGAGGACGCGGCCACGGCUUUCACGUCCAUCCCGCAGGCGUUCUGGUGGGCCGUGGUGACCAUGACCACCGUGGGUUACGGGGACAUGGCGCCGGUGACGGUCGGGGGGAAGCUGGUGGGGUCUCUGUGCGCCAUCGCCGGCGUCCUCACCAUCUCCCUGCCCGUGCCCGUCAUCGUCUCCAACUUCUCCUACUUCUACCGGAGGGAGCUGCGAGGCGAGGAGUCCGGGGACGUGGUGCCCGCGUCCCCCUGCCCGCAUCACCCCGAGAGCCCCGGGGACCCCGAGUCCAAAGCGGGCGGGGGGCCGGGGGAGGGAUGGGGGGUGGACGGGGAGGCGGGAGGGGAGAAGGCGUGGGGAGGGGGGAGGUUGGUGACCGAGGUGUGA